AUGCGCGGGAAUUGCAAAAAACGCUGGAAGUUGCGGGAAGAAUUAUUUUUUUAUUGGUGUGGGAGUCAUUUGAGAGGAAAGCGGCCAAUCUUUCGCGCCCGUACCACGGCACCGAGCCGCAGCACCGGAUGGCCCCGCACACAACCCACACGUCGUCACGUACCGACCCGGCCCCUCUAUCUCUCAGGCCCCAGACCUGAAGACCGCUAGACCAAUACGGGCCGUGUCCGAGACGUGGCUGACACUCUUCUCGAGACGACCUCACACCGUGAGGCCGUCCUCAAGAAAGGGGAAAGCAAGCCCCGAGUCCGGCCCCCGUCUGGAUGUAUCCCUAUCACUCUGCACAGACUAAUAUGCGCCUAGUGCUGCUUAGGGUUGCACCAACUCAAUUAAAUUCCUCUGUACAGUAUA
Chondrus crispus (carragheen) is the source of this 411-nucleotide messenger RNA. RefSeq lists its product as hypothetical. Lineage: Eukaryota; Rhodophyta; Florideophyceae; Gigartinales; Gigartinaceae. The transcript has 2 exons. Bases 1 to 210 code for a protein of 69 amino acids. The record is from RefSeq and is a predicted model, not a curated record.